This is a messenger RNA of Betta splendens (Siamese fighting fish), 2526 nucleotides long. It is a transcript of the gene slc5a2, whose product is annotated as solute carrier family 5 member 2. Bases 44 to 2026 code for a protein of 660 amino acids. The transcript has 15 exons. Gene Ontology annotation, cellular component: plasma membrane. Gene Ontology annotation, molecular function: D-glucose:sodium symporter activity. Lineage: Eukaryota; Metazoa; Chordata; Actinopteri; Anabantiformes; Osphronemidae. The record is from RefSeq and is a predicted model, not a curated record. Gene Ontology annotation, biological process: transmembrane transport; sodium ion transport.
AUAUGAGAUUCUUGUUUCUAAGUCACAAUUUAUAACUUGAACAAUGGAGAGUCCUGCAGACAAAGCGAUGGUCAACAACCCAGCUGACAUCAUCAUUAUUGUUGGAUAUUUCAUCAUGGUCAUCGGUGUUGGAAUUUGGUCAAUGUUUCGGAUCAAUCGUGGGACGGUUGGAGGAUAUUUCCUGGCAGGACGGACCAUGACCUGGUGGCCAGUCGGUGCGUCUUUGUUUGCCAGCAACAUCGGCAGUGGCCACUUUGUGGGCCUGGCAGGCACCGGAGCAGCCAGCGGCAUCGCUGUGGGGGGGUUUGAGUGGAAUGCUCUGUUCAUUGUGCUGCUGCUGGGCUGGCUGUUCGUACCCGUUUAUCUCACAGCUGGGGUCAUCACCAUGCCCCAGUACUUGAAGAAGAGGUUUGGAGGAUCCAGGAUCAGCCUCUACCUCUCCGUUAUCUCUCUGUUCCUCUACAUUUUCACCAAGAUCUCUGUGGACAUGUUCUCAGGAGCCGUGUUCAUCCAGCAGGCUCUGGGGUGGAACAUCUACGUUGCCGUCAUCGCACUUCUGUUCAUUACAGCCUUGUAUACAGUCACAGGUGGCCUGGCUGCGCUGAUGUACACUGACACAUUUCAGACUUUUGUCAUCAUUGCUGGAGCCUUUGUCCUCACCGGCUUCUCCUUCGUUGAAGUGGGAGGCUACGAGUCUCUGCUGCAGAGGUACAGCUCUGCCGUUCCACACAACGUGUCCUCCAUGGAGCCCCAGCGCUACAACAUCUCUGAGCACUGCUACAGGCCCAGGCCAGACGCCUUCAACCUGCUGCGGGACGCCACAACCGGGGACCUGCCCUGGCCGGGGGUGUUGUUUGGUAUCGCUAUAGUGGGAGGCUGGUACUGGUGCACAGACCAGGUGAUUGUGCAGCGGUGCCUCGCCGCUCGCAGUCUCACCCACGUGAAGGCUGGCUGCAUCAUGUGCGGCUACCUCAAACUGCUGCCCAUGUUCCUCAUGGUGUUCCCCGGCAUGAUCAGCAGGGUCCUCUACCCAGACGAGGUCGGCUGCGUGGUGCCUGAGGUGUGUAAGCAGGUGUGUGGGACUGAGGUGGGCUGCUCCAACAUUGCUUAUCCCAAACUGGUGGUGUCAGUCAUGCCCAAUGGGCUGCGAGGCCUCAUGCUGGCUGUGAUGCUAGCGGCCCUCAUGUCUUCGUUGGCCUCCAUCUUUAACAGCAGCAGCACGCUGUUCACCAUGGACAUCUGGACUCGCUUCCGACCCCUGGCCACAGAGCGAGAACUCAUUAUUGUUGGCAGAGUCUGGGUGCUUUGCAUCGUAGCCAUCAGCAUCUGUUGGAUCCCAGUCGUCCAGGCGGCUCAGAGCGGUCAGCUCUUCGAUUACAUCCAGUCAGUCUCCAGCUACCUGGCUCCGCCCAUCGCCGCUGUCUUCCUGCUGGCUGUGUUCGUGAAGAGGGUCAAUGAAAUGGGUGCAUUCUGGGGCCUGAUAGGUGGUCUAGCGAUGGGUCUGUGUCGGUUGUUGCCCGAGUUCUGGUUUGGCACCGGCAGCUGUAUUUUCCCUUCUAACUGCCCCUUCUUGGUGUGUGGGAUCCAUUACCUUCACUUUGGAAUCAUCCUCUUCUUCUGCACGUCAGCACUGGUGCUGCUAGUCAGCUACUGCACUGAUCCCAUUGAGGAUGUGCAUCUCCAUCGUCUGGUCUUCAGUCUGCGUCAUUCUAGAGAGGAAAGGAAGGAUUUGGACUGGGAGCAAGGCGAGAAAGGAAGAAGAGCCCAAAGAGAGGCUGAGGAAAAGAGGAGGCAGGAUGACGAUGCAGAAACAGAAACAGAAGUGGAAGAAAAGUCUGGUAUCUGCCACCUGCUUGGCCGUUUGUGUGGAGGUACCAGCAGCUCGCAAGACACUGAGCAAGACGAACCUGAAGCGAUGGACAAAAUGCCUGACAUUAGUGAGCACCCAGUGUGGAAGUAUGCUGUUAAUGUUAAUGCUCUGGUCAUGAUGACCGUAGCAGUUUUUAUGUGGGGUUACUACGCCUAAAAGUCCGGGGUACAUGGAAAUGGAUGUCUUCACCUUUCUAACAAUUCGGUUCCUUUUUAUUGGUCAUAAGACGCCACUACAGUGCAAAUAACCUGUUUUUACUUUACAAAAUAUUCAAAAUAGUCAUGCAAAUCUACUACCGACAAGGUCUUUGUUUUAAAAGGUGCAGGAGAUUGUGAUCCAGCACUGCAUCUCUUCUAACGAGCAGAGUAGUGCAGAUCCUGAAAUGUUUUAUCAUAUUACAGAAACCAUUAAUGUAUACGGUUACAAGUCAAUCUUCGUUUGCUUCCAUCACUGAAAUAAUAGAAGUGAGAAGACAAAAUUACACAUUUGAAAAACAGGUAAAACCUAAUAGAAUAUAUUGCAUUAGGUUUGGAUUAAAGCUUAGUUCAAGAAGUAAAUGCUCUUUGGUCAGAUGUUAUAUUAUAUAUACACACAGUAGUUACAUUGUGAUCAGUGAAGUAUAAUGUUUCAUGCAAUUAUAAAUAUCCCUUACGGAG